AAAGCCAGAUCCAGCUGGUUGAGAUGGAAACAGAGUCGGGGUUGAAGCAGAGAAAGGUGAUGUGAGACAUGCACACGCACAAAGCAAAUGUGAGUAAUCGCAAACAAGUGGUAAGGAGGCUGGUGUUUAAACCCCUCAGGAUCUCCAGAUCUUCAGAGGCCGAACGCUUUUGGGAACUGAAUCAAGUGUCCUCUAAGAGCUGCAGAAGAGGGACUCCCGUCUUCUAACGCACCGCAGUUUACAGUCACAACUUCAACAAUUUACUUGUGUUUAAGAACUGAGCAACCGUCUGUGCAGCACCAUGUCAGCGGUGACCAAUCAGCCAGUUCCUGUUGGUCAACUUGAGCGAGAGAAGCACAUCCAGAUGAUCUUCAGAGCCUUCAAGAACAGAUGUGAGCCUUCCUGCGAGUGCCAGACUCAGGCACCUGGAGCCAAACCCCACAGAGAGCUUCCUGACUGGGAGUCUGAAGACCAGCUGUCAGACCCGACGCCGCAGAGAGGGCYGGAGGAUUUGCGUGUUCAGACGUCGGGAGCACUGAGAAGGCUGGAGGUGGAGGAGCAGAAACCUGAAGGCGCAGGAGGCUUGGACUUUAUGUCUGUGCUGGAAAGACUCAGUCAGAUUCAUAUCACUGCCAGACCAGAGCUGCAAGGUCCACAGUGUGUGUCCAGGAGGAUCUACAGCAUCACAACAGGAGGCAGAAAAUCACAGCUGUUUGUGGCUGUGGAAGAGAGCUCCUGCGUGUGCCUCCAGUGUUGCGGUCCAGCUCGGGCCUGUUCCCUGCAGGGCUUUGACUGUCAGGGCCGUCAGGUUUUUCACUUCCAAAAGCCCUUUAGGGUUGACACCUGCUGCCUCGGGUGCUGCCUGAUGGAGAUGAGAGCAUAUUCACCUCAAAAUCAUCUCAUCGGCACUGUACAUCAGAGGUGGAGCAUGUUCACUCCUCUUCUUGAGGUUUGUGAUUCAGAAGGAGCCUCCAAAGUCAGGAUCCAGGGCUCCUGCUGCCCCUGUCGCUGCUCCUCCAACCAGCAGUUCCAGGUUGUCUCCAACCUUGGUGAGCAACUUGGAACAAUAUGGAAAAAGUGGCCCGGCUUCAACGUUGAACAGAAUAUGGAUCAUGAAUAUUUUGGGAUGGACG
Austrofundulus limnaeus is the source of this 1133-nucleotide messenger RNA. Its product is annotated as phospholipid scramblase family member 5. The record is from RefSeq and is a predicted model, not a curated record. Gene Ontology annotation, molecular function: phospholipid scramblase activity. Gene Ontology annotation, biological process: plasma membrane phospholipid scrambling. Gene Ontology annotation, cellular component: plasma membrane. Lineage: Eukaryota; Metazoa; Chordata; Actinopteri; Cyprinodontiformes; Rivulidae.